Molecule: messenger RNA, 894 nt
Organism: Dictyostelium purpureum
Lineage: Eukaryota; Evosea; Eumycetozoa; Dictyosteliales; Dictyosteliaceae
Exons: 5
Coding region: 1-894 (297 amino acids)
Biological process (GO): endoplasmic reticulum tubular network organization
Cellular component (GO): endoplasmic reticulum tubular network
Source: RefSeq, a predicted model, not a curated record
AUGGUAUACUUUUUUACAAAAAAAAAUUACAGCUUUGAAAAGGAAUUUUUAGCCAUGGAGUCCAGAAUGGCCAAUAUGGAAUCCAAAAUCAAAAGCUCUAAAUUCUUCCAUAAUAAUAUUUAUAAAAAAAUUAUUUUUUAUGGUAUUAUUAUAGAUUUAAUUAUAGCCAUUAUCUCGUAUGGUGUAUCAAGUUCCCUCAACACUUUGCCUGAAAAGACAUCGUUACUUUUUUAUUUCAUUUUAUUCUCAAUUGUAUUAUUCGCAUUUGCCAAAUUUUAUAGAUUUUUAAUUGAAAAAUUAAUAAAAUACUAUGAAAAUAAGUAUGGUAAAUUAUUUAUUAGUUUAGAAAAAUUGGUUGAAGAGAGAAAACGUAAUAUCAAUUUUGAAGAAACCAAAAAACUCUGCGAGAAGUAUGAUGAUAUAAUAAAUAAUAAUAGGGAUCAAAAUCAUGCACAACAAAGCCCUGAAACCCAAGGAUCAAUAACCCCACAAACCCAAGGAUCAAUAACCCCACAAAUCCAAGGACCAAAAACCCCACAAAUCCAACAACCAAAAGCCCCACAAAUCCAACAACAACCACAACAACCACCACAACAACAACAACAACAACAAACCCCAAAAAAACAACAACAACAACAACAACAACAACAACAACAACAACAACAACAACAACAACAACAACAACAACAACAAAUUAAAGAAACCACUCAAAAUUUUAGAAAUAGAUGGUUAAAUAAAAUAAUUGAUUACCUAGCUCCAAAUGAUCAAUUAAAAUUAAUUUGUGGUAACUGCAAUACCAAUAAUGGAAGUUUGCCAAGUGAAUACUUCCCAAAUAAAUUCCGUUGUAUUAGAUGCGGAUAUUUAAACUUCAAAAAUGAAAACCUUGGCCAAUAG